Molecule: messenger RNA, 1840 nt
Organism: Oldenlandia corymbosa var. corymbosa
Lineage: Eukaryota; Viridiplantae; Streptophyta; Magnoliopsida; Gentianales; Rubiaceae
Source: the annotation of a GenBank genome assembly
AUUAGUAGUAGUAUUCUGGUCAAUGGUCAAAAAAAAACCUGAAUCUUUGUUGUUCUUGUUUCCUCCUCCUCCUCACUGCAAGUUUCUUUUGUCUUUUUGCAGUUUUGCUGCCACACCCGGUUUCCUACUUUCCAGUUAAGGGUAAUCCCAUUAUAAUAAAGCUUAACUCUAUGAAUUUGCUCUACAUAAAGUCAAUCUUUUUGCUCAUUAGAUUAUCAAUGCAGAUAAGUAUGGGAGGAAUAAAGUUUGUUUACAAUAUUUUUGGGCUGAGAUUUAUACGGGUUAAAUCCCCAACCCGGAGCGUAAAGAAUUAUGAAUUAAAAUCCCCUGUUUCAGCUCUCCCGCCUUUUUUCCCCCUCUUUUCUGAGUUUCUUCUGCAUAUAAAUUCACAGAUACCCUGAAUAGGACCACUUCGUCUUCCUUAUUAUAUAUCUCCAUUCUCCACCCAAAUUCCCAAUCAUCAUUUCCUCCUCCCCUGGCAUUGUUCUUUUCAUUUCCCCAGAGAAAAAAAAAAAAAGAAAGAAAGAUUCUUUCUUUGAAGAAUUUGGAACCCUCUUUCCAACUUCUAAAUUAAUUAUCCAUCUUCUUCCUCCUUCUUGGAGUUCCAAGAACCCUUUAUCCUAAAAUCUUGAUAACCCAAAAAAAUACCAGAAAUGCCAAAGAUCGACGCCCUCCGUCGGUUUCUUCUCCCCUGUAUCCACCCAACCACCACCUCACCGGUUCAUCCCGCCACCAACAACCACCACGUCUCCACCAAGAAGCGUAUCAGCACCUCCCUCCGGGACGACCUCGAUGACCAGCCACUUCAUCCUCCCCAACAACACCCAGAAGAAGACGAUUCAUCAUCUUCCGGGUCUCCGACCCCGGCCGUCGCUUCGAUUCCGGCCGUCCCGCCGCGCUCUUCCAAAACCAUGGUCAUCGGAACAAUCUUCGGCCACCGCCGUGGCGGCCACGUUUGGUUCUGCGUCCAACACGACCGCCUCAACACCAAACCUUCCCUUCUCCUCGAGCUUUCCAUACCCACCACCACAUUGAUUCAAGAAAUGAACUGCGGCCUCGUCAGGAUUGCCCUGGAGUUCAAGAACGAGUCGCCGGAAUCGGAGUUCAGCCGCUGCCCUCUCCACUCAAUCCCGGUCUGGACAUUGUUCUGCAACGGCCGGAAACUCGGGUUCGCCGUCCGCCGCAAGGCCACCGGUCAAAAUCGACUCAUGCUGAAGACCAUGCAGUCAACAACAGUCGGAGCGGGUGUGAUUCCAGCCGGACCCGGAUCCGUAUCCGAAGAGAUCAUGUACAUGAGGGCUAAUUACGAGUGCGUGGUGGGGAAUGCUGAUUCUGAAUCGUUCCAUUUGAUCAACCCGGAACAGGGGCCGGGUCAAGAACUCAGCAUCUUCUUGCUUAGAACACGGUGAACACGCCAUUCGGGUCAGAAGAACAGGGCAUGAACAAUCCGUAUUAGUAUUUGGGAAGAUGGGUUGGAGGAUAAUUUGGGAAUCGGAAGAAAAUUGGAAAAUUAUCAGGUUUUCUGGUUCUGACUUCUGAGAUUUCUUUUUCUCCAUCUAAAGCUUCGGCAAGAAUUUGUCUUUGGAACAGGGGAAGAAAUCUGCAGCUUAAUUAUUUCUUGAUAAUUUUUUUGUUCCUCUUUUUUUUUUUUUUUGGCUGGAUGAUGAUGUUAGUAGUAGUAGUAGCACAGUACUAGAAAAUGUUAAAAUUCUUUAUUCUUGUAAAUCCUGGGGAGGAGGAAUAGUUUUGCUUUUCUGCUGGAAAUGACUUGGAACAAAAAAAGAAAGCAUAAAAAACCAUCAUUUCAUUCAAAGUUCGUUAUGUUAAUUUUUUUGAGGAG